AUGCCUGAAAAGCGGAUUCCCCCUGUGAUCAUUUCCAAAAAGUGCACGCCAGAUACAAUCGUGGAUCCAUACAUGACGGAAACGGGCUUGCCAACGGAUGUGGAGUAUGGAGACGAUGGCGUGGCAACGAUUGUAUGGUCUCUUUCUGAUGAAGGUACCGGAAUGGAUGUGGGUGAUAUUCUACGACUAUGUUGGUGCGGUUUCAGUACUGGCAACUCGAUUCAGUGCACAAAUAGUGGCUUUUCAAUUGAGGCAGGUAGAUUGUUUGUUGUACCCGCAGCUGAUACAACGAUCCACUGCUAUGCUGGGGCCAUGUGCUCGACCUUCGUGGAACAUACGGAUAGGCCACCUAUGAGAUACUUCUUGUCAAAAGAUGGCAGAAUAACAGGGUCAUUAUAUUUUACACACACCACAAUAUUUUUCCAGAAGACUUUAUAUAUGGUGGAGGGCAAAAGCUUAGUACAUUUGCAGGGUUAUAUGACCUAUAGAGAGGGUAUUAGUGGAAGAUAUUACCUAUCUACCCUCCAUAAGAACAGCGAGAACGCCGGUGCCCUAAUAUUCGAUAAGGUUGAUCAACGUUUCAGAGUAAACGUGCCACUGUUGAAGAGGGACCGCUACUACCUUCCGAUUUUCUCGCAAACUGUAAUAAAGUUGAAGGCGCAGUCCUGUGGCAUGGCGAACUUGAAUACCGCAAAUGCGCGUUACGAAGUAGGGGGAUUCAAGUUGGGAUCUGGUGUACUUGCUUCCGAACCUGAUAUUUGCUGGUGCAAGCCGUACAAGAACGUGAAUUGCACGAAAUCUGAGGACUACAAAAUACGGGCAGGCAAAGUAUUUGCUAGUGGAUUUGUAAAGCUCCAAUACCUUGUCUGCGAUGUGAAAUCGUUCUGUGAAAUCCGUCUGCGAUACUUAUUUUACUACCAACUGAUCAGAGAAUCGGAUUCGCUCCUACCCGCCAAUUCCAUCAUAAGCAUACAGAAGAAUGGUUGCAAAGUUAUCCCCAAUGAUCCCAACAUAUUAGAACAUUGCGAAAGCAGUAAUCGAGAAGUCAUUGAUAACCUGCACGACAUAUUCACUGCGAGCAUUGAUUUGCACUUCGUAGGCGUCUUAAAGCAUGAUAAACCAGGUAAAUACGCUGUAUGCUACAUUGAUAAGGAUAAGAAUAAGAUUGCGAAAGUUAGCGAUAUUAAUCUUCGUGGAAUAUAUGAACAACCAAGAUCAGUUGCUAUUUACCUUGGCAAGCCGUUCCCCGUAACGUUGCGCGGUCAUCACAUGCGCGGCGUGGUAGGAUUUCUGAGCACCGAUGCAGAGUGCCGUAAAAAGGCACGUGACGAGCGAUUUGACGUGGAAAUGACUGAAUCACCGGAUUCAACGGUGACCACAAAGAAUAUUACGCUCAUGAUUUGGAAUAACGUUGUGAUUAUUAGGAAUGCAACCGGCCGCUCGGUAUCCACCAAAAACACACGGCCAGAUAUAGUGACUUAUCAUAUGUGCGUGUCUACCGGUUACGGAAUACACAAAACGGGUUUAUCGUACACGCUGCUUGGUCCCAAUGUGCUGCACAAAUCUGCCUUCGAUGGCCCACGAGGGUUUGUGAACAUACCAAAUCUGUUACGGCUAAAUGGAAGGAACCAUUUGUUGGUUGUAACUUUCUUGUACCAACCGUCUAAAAUUGAAUCAUGUGAGUCCAACGAUUGGGUGAAUAAUGCAGAAAGAUUAACGUUUUCAGUAUACCAUUAUAACAGGAAAGAUGCUGAAAUUACGCUGUUCCCCACGCUUUUGUAUUCGGCUAAUACAUACAUAUGCUGGUGUAUCGCUGAUGCAUGUACUACGCUGAGUAAUUUCCGAGUAAGUCUCUACAUCCCCCCGGACAUUGAAGAAUUGCAAUUUCAAACAAUUAUGGCUCAUGACUUACCCAGAAAGGCUAGCAUUUCCGGUUAUUAUAACACAUUUCUCGAUCGAAUUAAGUUUGUAGAUUCCGUGGACAAGUGCGGCGCUACAAACACUAUACUGCCGAAGGGACUGUUCAGCAAUUCCGGCAUAACGACGCUUUCGGACGAACGUGUCACGUAUGAUUCCAUGAGGAUAAUCGGCCAUGCGUUCCUGCGUACUCCAUCGGAAAUUAAAAUCGGUGAUACGUUUAAAUGGUAUACGCAGUUAAUUCCUCCUCUGGAUGAGGAUAUGUUUCGUGAAUUAAGGGUGCGCCUGUGUUACUGCUCCUUUUUAGCAAAUAACAGCUGUGAACACGACGCUGAUUAUACAGAUUGGGUCGGAGCGAUUGUAAACCUGGAAAAACGAGCCACAACAAACGAAAUGAUACUUCGUUUGAGCACCUACUCGGCGGAUAUCGACCGCAGUUUCGUUCCUUGUGAUCCCGAUGCGCCCGUUAAAUCAGUUGAUACUGCGUACUACCGGGUCAGGGAAACCUCCAACGGUAUUGGCGGCAUUUUGAUGUCGUAUUUAAAAGAAUUUCGGAAGAACCGUCAGGGUUUUUUCAUAGAGAUUUGCCGUCGCCACGUUAACAAGAAUAGUGACAAGCAGCAUCAUUACGAACAAGUUUUCGGAUCCAUGCGUGCCGGAUUCUAUGGGAUGCAGAAGCUGUAUUUUAUGGCUGAACAGCCUCAGGAAGUUGUGAUUUUCGGUUGUAACGUACGAGGCAACCGUGUAGCUGAAUUCCUGGCUGUGAAGCCCUACGCCAACUGCAGCACUUUGACAUCUGCGAAUGUUGUGGCGCGCUCCAGGAUUGUGCGUCGCACAGAUAGGAACAGUAUCAUAUUCAGCAAUAUAAAAAUUAACGAAGCUGGUACUUACAAGUUGUGUCUACGGUAUAGAUCUAGAAUAUCUGGCCUGGCUGCCAAUAAAAAGGACAAAUCUGUCGUGUCCAAAGAUGUAUCUGAAAAGAGUGAAAUGCAACAACCGGUUUCAACUCCCAAUCCUUUGAAUAACGAAGCAAAACCGUCUUCUAAAGUUGAUGUGGGUGGAACUCAGAAAGGUGUUACCAGCGACAUCGUCACCUCUUCGCCGGCUUCAACAAAACCAAAUUUAAAUACAGUCAAUGGCACCCUUUCAGAGGAAAACGCUGAAGAUGAGAUUUUGUAUGAGAUGGGAGGAAUAAUAAAGGUUGUCGAUUACCGUGUGUUUUGCAUAGCCGAUGUGGUAGCUAUGGCCUUUAACGGGUUUGAGGGGAAGCCGUUGGAAACAAGUAUCAGGCAUUACUCAACUAAUUGCGUCGGGGAAUGGUACGAAAACUUUAGCCUUGUCGGCGUAUUGCCUCAUUCCAGGGUACUCGUUUUAGCGGAUUGCACCAACAUAACAUAUGCCAUGCAGAUCCCCGAUGACGUUGAUUUUACCGCCGCUGCGGCUGGUUUGCACGCUGCGCCUGCCUCUGAUGCUAAAAUAAACGAACUACCGCUAUGGGCUAGAAACGUAUGGGUGGUGUUUCCUGUACAUUCCGAAAUGGAACAAGUCUGGAUUACCUGUAAGGAGUUUAAGAAUUACCAGAUCAUUUUAUUCCUGGGCGCCACCUAUGUUUACGGUUUCAGUAUGCCGCUGCGCCAGGAGUUGCCGGCUCCUAAAUUUGUAUUCAAGCAUCAAUUGUUGAAUCCGAUGGACAUCACCUACGCCAGGAACAUGGUGAUAAUUUCGGACGAAUUCACGCGCACUUUACGAUCUUUUCCACCCAUAAAUAUUUCUGAUGAUAAGCUCGUAAGCACUGUGCUACGAUCAGGUUGCUAUCACAAUGCGCUGUACUAUAUGCACCGGGAGAAAGGCCGUGGUGAAUUAUACGCGUUAGAUGCGUCCGACAACACCCUAAAGCGAUACGCGUUCAGUGAUUAUAACCAGCGUCUGGAAUUAGAUGAGAGGUACAAUGGCAUCAAAGGAAAUGGCGGCGUUGCUGCAUCACCUAUUUACGCUGCCAGCUCCCUGGAUGGUUAUAUAGUUCCCUUGAAAACAAAGCAACAAGAGGUUCUAAUCAUCGGUGAGAGCACUACAGGUCGCAUGUUGGUGCUUAAGGCAGAUGAGUAUGACACAUUGGUGUACAAGGAAAUAAACACCAAUUCCCAGUUGCAUUUUCUAAACGUGUAUUCUAAUGGGUGGAUAAUGCUAUCAAUGUCACGAUUCUACCAAGGACAAAUGAGGAAUUGUUUGUUGAAUCGCACCAUAGGUUCUUAUGUGACCCUCUCAUUUCAGUACAACCUCAUGACUACCUAUCUGAUUGGUAACAUGAUACAGCUGGAUCCCGUUUUACAUGGUGAUUCAUUUGAUGCAUUCGAGGAAGAUGAUGAAAUACAUGAUGAUAGAAUAAGUCUGAAAGACUCCGGUUUAAAUGUAGACUACCAUACAGGAACGAUUCGUGGAGUUGUAAAGUUUAAUGAUUGCAACUACAUUAGCAUAAAGGGUGGCAACUUUUUGCGUACAACGACGCAUACAUUCCUCAUGUGCUCAAUAUGCCCGCCUUCGCACUUUUUUAAUAAAGAAACUGUGACGUGCGAGCAAUGUACCAUUGGGACUUACCGCAACGAAGAGCGUACAGACAGUUGCUUUAGGUGUUCCGAUUUUCGUGAGAACUCGACCACUCUAACUAUUGGAGGGCGGACAAGCGCCGAUUGUCUAUGCGACAAACAAUUCUACCUGAAGGACGGAAAGUGUGUUCCUUGUGCUGAGGCCACGUUCAAGGACACUGUGAGCAACGCCGAGUGCACUGGCACGUGUGGCCCAAAUCGAUCUUCCAUACUCCGGAUUGUGGAUGGGAAGCCCGAACACGUGUGUCUCUGCAAUGCGAUGUUCUACGACUUCCGCCUUGCGCUUGAUAAAUUGGAAUCGUUUCCUGAGGAUUUCAAACAAACGAUAGGUAUGGGUCCCGAAUGCGUAGGAAAAGAUGCGCAAAAUUUGCAUUGCACUCUUCCUUCGGCUGACGAAUGCGUUCCUUGCCCAGUUGGUUACUAUUGUCUUGGUCAGGAAGCCUUGCCUCAGCGCUGUAAAGACGGUAGCACCACGCAGGAUACGCUAAGCAGUAGCCCCGCCAGCUGCGUUUGCGCCGCAGGUCAUGGAUAUUGCGCGUAUAAAGGCUGCAUUCCAUGCACAGGCUUUGGCUACAAGGACACUAUUGACAACUCACGUUGCAAGGCCUGUCAUAGCGCGAAACACGUUUCGAGUCUGCUGCCGCCAUUGCCGUCCCCAGGUCCCAUUCGCGUAGUCACCGAAGCUGAAUGGGAUCACGAGCUACAGGUCUAUCGCAGAAUGCAUCCUACCGAGUACAAAACGCUAUUAUCGCUUUUGGAGUCGUCCAGCCUAUUCGCAAACUCCGAAACUGCUGGGCGUAGUGACGACUGCAAGUAUUGCGUGGGGGGGACGUUUUUCGACAUAAACCUGAAGAUAUGCCUCGAGUGUCCGCACGGUCGCUUUUGCCCCGGCGCCGACGCUCAGCCAUCGUCGUGCGGGAGCAACGGCAUCACACGCCACCCAGGCAGCAUGACCGCCAUGGACUGCUACUGUGCACGCGGCUACGGUAACCUGUUCCUAGGGCGCCAUCCCACAUCCGGCGCGAUUUGGUGUCGCCACUGCGUUGUUGGUUACUUUCAGCAUCUGGAGUACGCCGACUACGGCUGUUUGCCUUGUCCGGAAAAUUCUUCGACGUCGGACUUCGGCGCCAAGAGCAUUGUGGAUUGCUCGCCCGAUCCGGGUUACUUCCUAUCGGUUACCAAAGUGAACCGUGUUAAUGGAGAGGAAUCAAGCAUUCUGCAGGAUGAGGGUAAAAGCAUGGAGGCGUCCAUUGCUGGCAACCGUCAAAAUAUGCGUUCCAAGUGCUUCGAUGCCAUACGAACCGACAUAACUGCAAGACACCAAGCGAUACUGUUGAGGGACUCUCCGGCGAGCUGUCAAACCAGUUGCGUGGAGAAUGUGUUUUGUCACGGUUACUCUUUUGAAACCACGACGCAGUUCAUGGAGAGUGACGUGGCCCCGUUCAAGGCGUACCAAACAGUCGUGUUCAACGGUCUCCGCUUCCUAAAGCGACCUUACGGCUUAUGUACGUUGUACUUUUUCGACCUGAAGUUCCAGGACCUGACGGGCUCCGUUUUAAAGAACAUCUCCGCGGGGGAUGUGAUUUCCGUAUGCCGCGUUUUCGAUGAAGAUUUUGAAUACCGCUUCGCCACGAAGCCGUGCCCCAUAGGUCAUUACUGUCACGGUGGAAUAGACUACAUGCGAUGCCCCGAUAAUUCGACCACCAUCGCCGAAGGCGCCUUUGCGUUGAACCAUUGCCUCUGCCUUGCCGGCUACGAAAUGUCUAACACCAGCGCUGGCGUCUGCGUCCCUUGCGAGCUGGGCACUUACAAACAGGAGAUCGGUAACGUUGGGUGCAGGCGGUGCCCCGACAAGUUCAGGACCUUCAACAAGGCGUCGAAGUACAUCACCGAUUGCGCCUGCAGUCCUGGUCAUUUCGCCAAGGUCACGAAGCACCACAACGAUAUGAUAUCGGAGGCCACGUACAAGCGCAUGCGAGACCGAACGAUUCUGCGCAGUUCACACCUGGAGGAGCUCAACUACUUCCAGUUUCGUCAGCAAGAGGAACAGCAACGGCUGCGUUCAAUCAACCGUAGAGGCAACUCACACAUUCUCGAUUUACCCGUCGACGAUUCCGACCCCAGGUACCAGAUAGAGUCGUUCAUUCACCUGUCGAAUGCCGUGCUGCUGUUGCCAAGCGUCGGCCAGUCUAUGGUGAGCGCGUUCGACACCCACUACGAAACCUUUGAUUGCGAGCGGUGCAAGGAUUAUCACUACUGCCCCGGCGGCUGGAUAUCCAAGCUGCCUGAGAAAAAGAUCCACAACAUUCCCUAUCGAUGCCCGCAAGGAUCCAACGUGCCGGCUGAAGCGACGAAUGCAACUUCCGUGACGCAGUGCUUAUGCCUGCCGGGCUAUCGGCUGAAGACCCACGUCCACGAGAUGCCCCCUGACGUCUACGAGGGCAAGUACCCUAACGACGCGUUGUACUACCCUGACAGCGGGGAAACGCUGGGACUGCCUGACGACAUAGCGGCGUUGAGCGGAGAGAACAGUGAGAACACAGGUGUAUCAUGGCUUGGGGACAAGCUGCCGUCGGCAUCCGCUCAAUCUCUCCUGGAGCACGCUACACGUAGAACCACAGUCCACGUGCAAUGCGUGAUGUGUGAGGCGGGUAUGUACAAGGAAGGGCAGGAGAACUCGACCUGCAGCGGCCGUUGUAUGCAAUACGCAACAACAUACGGCGGAGCGGUCUCCCAGAAGCAGUGUUUCUGCAACUACGGCCGUUACAUGAGCUUCGAGGACACGCUGGGCUCCAUGCAACUGACUUGCUCCCCUUGCAUGAAGGGUGCAGUCUGUCCAGGUGGCCUGUCCACGGAGGUCGUGAACAGUCUGAAGAGCAAGAGGGAUUUCACGGAGAUCCAGUUACGAGACCACCGGAUGCCGAUGGCUCGUUACGGAUACUUCGGUGCAUUCAAAGAUCAGGGUGUGGAGCUGUGGUCACCGUUGCUCCAUUCGAAAACGUCGCUGCACGGGGUCUCCACGGAGCAGAUGGAUUACCACGCCUGCCCGCUGGAAUACACGUGCGCCGGCAUGGAUGGCUUUCCUUGCAUCUCAGGCUCCACUGGCUACCUCUGCAUGAACUGCGUGGAGGGCUAUGAGCGCAUCCACUUCCGCGGCCGAUGCAUCGCGUGCGACGACAUUACGGAAUCCGUAAUACGGUACGUUGCCACGAAGUGGCCGCUUUGGGUGGUAGCUUCUCUGAUGGUGUUUCUGCUGCAGAAGAAGAUGUUCUACCAAUUCGUGCUUUUGAAGAUAUGGCUGGAGUUUUGCUUCUCCAUGGUGCCGUACAGCAUGUUUCCCCUCAACUCGCAAUCCAGUAUCAGUCGUUUCGCGAGCUACUACAACACAAUCUUCGGGUAUCAGCAGCAGCUGUUCACUGUGUUCCGCAUUCGCUGCUGGGUCCACGCGCACAGCAACUAUAGAUUCAGCAACGUGGAGAGCUGGUACAUACAGCGCUUCAUGUCGGUUGUGCAGCCCUUCGUUGACGGAUUGGUGCUCUUCCUGAUUCUGUUGGUGCUGUGGAUACUGUACGCGCCCAUACGCAGCCUGCGGCGCCGUUUGCUGCGCCGCUACACGAGCAUCUCAAGCACUUCGAGCAGCGUGAGCAGCUACGACGUCAAUCCUGCAGCGCAGCGUAAACGCGCACGAUGCUGUUGGCCGUGUGGUCUGUUUAUGCACUGUCUGUCGGCGUUGUAUUACGUGAGUUUCCAGUUCAUCUGCCAAGACCUGAUCCAACCGUUGUGGUGCGUCCCCAUUCAGUACAAGGUGGAGCCGCCGAUUAGCGUGCUGCUCUACCUUCCAACGCACGUUUGUGACCUCAACGACCCACUCUUCUACUACCCCACGAUUGCAUCAUCCGUGCUGCUGGGGCUAGUCAUUGUUGCCCACCUGGUUGCGAUAAUCACGUCGGUUCAUGUAUGCAAGGCGCGGCGCAUAUACAGCUGCGGUCGGCAGAAGCACACGCUCAGCUGGGACUGCCUGUUGUUAUUGCGUCGUGUUUGUGUCGCCAUGAUCACGAUUUUCCAGCCGCAAACGAUGUCCACGGGGUCUGCGGAGAAGAUGCGGAUGCUAGGGAGCGUGCUGAUCACGUCGAUUCUGCUCAUCGCGCACAUGUCGAUGCUGCCGUUCCAGAUGCGUGACGACAACCUCUUCAACCGCAUGGAGCUCAUGUCGUUGAUGUUUAACUGCUUCACUGGGUUCUUCAUCCUCGGCAGCUUCAGCUACGAUCUCCACUACAGUGGGCUGGCCCCGUUGUUUGCGAGCUUGUUCUACACGUGUGUCAUGCUGUGGUACAGUCUGGUGGAGUGCGGGUUCAUAGCCGACUUGCGCCCCGCUUUGCGGCGUCGUAUUGGCUGCUUGCCCAACUUCUGGAACGUGUGCCGCAAGCUGCUGACGUGGCAUUGCCAUUCGCAAAUCACGUUUGACUACGACCAAGGCUACCUCGUUAUCGAGAUGCCGUUCAGCGGCCACGUGAGGACUCGCAGGAGCGCUCUGUUCGCAGGGCGUCGCCGCCAGAAGGUGUCGGUUCACGGCCGUCGAUCGCUGUGCCUGUGCGUCGAGCAGUCCGUAAGCCGCUACGUGAUGGAACAGAAACACUUCCAGGUACCGCUGUACUGGGAGGAGUUCCUGAUCCGUUAUUCGUUUGCGUACAAGGCUUUGAACCGUCGUCUCCGCAGCAGCAACGUCGUCAGCGCCAACUUGCGCGUGACGGACAUGUUCCAUCCCGACAUCUUCGACGCCGGCCCUAUCAACCCGUGGCAGCUCAGCAUUGCGAUCCUCAACGUGCCCCUAUCCACGCUAGUGUCCUGUUACAAAGACUUCGAGAGGGGCAAGCUCGGUGCGCUGUAUGAGCUGCGGUGCCGGUACGAGGAGUUGUCCUCCGGCGCCACCGAGGCCCUCGCCCACAAUACAUCCGCGGUGCCCGAGAUGAUCCAAGAUGUCCACAUCCUCGACACCUUGCGUGCACGCACGAAGCGCCUACAAGGCGAACUAGCGAUGCAUAUCCGUAACGCCCGUGAGGGCAAAAGGGUCACGCUGGCGGUUCAGCAAAUCGGCCAGGGCCUGGAAGACUUUGACGACCUGCUGACAAACGAAGAAAUUUUGGAGAAAAUCGAGGCGCUCAGACGCGAACAACAAGUUUUACGCAACAGUAGAGAUUAA
Molecule: messenger RNA, 9720 nt
Organism: Babesia bigemina
Lineage: Eukaryota; Apicomplexa; Aconoidasida; Piroplasmida; Babesiidae
Product: GCC2 and GCC3 domain containing protein, putative
Exons: 4
Coding region: 1-9720 (3239 amino acids)
Source: RefSeq, a predicted model, not a curated record